AGAGAUGACAUCUGUCGAUACUAGCUUUGCCUUUUCAAGUAUAAUAAACAAACGGCUCUCACUUUCUGAGACAAAAUGUCUAUAACAACUUGCCAGAAGGUGACUCUGAUAUCAUGCUCUGUUCUCUGUAUUUCUCUCUUCCUGCCCAGAAUGCUUUUACCCAGAGGGAGAAAGGAGACGGGGCAGCCUGAGGUUGGACCAGGGUUCUACCCCCCUGUGAUGCGUCAGCUUUCAGUGCCAGAGGACCCAGAACAGUGGGAUGUGGACCCUUUACUCUCCAUGGCACACAAUGCUGAAGCUAUGGGCAAAGUGAAAUUCAUCGGACGAGGCAAAAGAUACGACAUGAUGUCUCAAGUCAUACCCAUAUAUGGCUUUGGGAUCCUUCUUUACAUCUUAUAUAUAAUAUACAAGCUGACAUGUAAGGGUAAGACUUCUAAAUCAGGGACCUACACCACAGUAACCAAGGCGAACCAGACCAAGGCGAGUGUGGAGAACAAGAUUAGUGAUUAUGAACUUGCCAAGCUUCAAAGGAGACUACUGCAAACAGAAAGGAUGAUGGAGAAGAUUGUCUCUGAAAAGGGUCAACGCUCUUCAUGUGGCAGAAGGAGGAAGAGUAAAACUACGACCUCAAAGAAGGAGGAGAAAUUACUAAAGCAGCUCAGAGAGAUCACACAGCUGAUGCAGGAGGGUCGCUUUGAGGGAGCCUCCCCAGAGAUGGAGGCUGAGGAGGUGCCCUACUGUGCAGACUGGGAAGGUUACCCAGAGGAGACUUACCCAGAGUUUGAUGAAACCUAUAAAAGAUGUGUAUUUGAAGGUUUUAUGCUGGAAGAACCCUCCUUCCAACCUACAGCUGAAGCCCUGGCAGAGAGGAUGGAACAAGAGGAGGAGGAGGUUAUGGCAAGGAAGCUAUCUAUAGUAAAAGAGGAGGAUGAAGAGGAGGGUGGAGAGGAACAGGGAAAGGAGGAGGAGGAAGAAAAAGAAGAAGAUGUGGAGGAAUUAGAGGAAGACAUUGAGAAGGAAGAGGAAGUGGGGGAAGAGGAAGCAGAAAAAAGGCAGCUUCUUUGUUUUCCUUCACCUCAGCGUAAUGUGAAGACAAAGCAGCAGAGAAUUGGUUUGGAGGUGAGCAAAGAGUUACAGUGUCACAACGGAGGUAAAAAACAAAUAAGCUUUAGUGACCACAGAGAUGUGUUCCACUACCCUAAAGAGGAUGCCUUUGAUGGGGAGGAAGAGGAGGUGGAGGAAGAGGAAGAGGAGGUGGAGGAAGAAGAUGAUGAGGGCCCCGAAGUGGAGGAAGAGGACGAGGGCCCAGAGGUGGAAGAGGAGGAGGAAGCUGAUGAAGAUGAUCCAGUGAUGGAGGCAGAGAGCCUGCUGUUCAGUUGUGAGGGAUGUCCCAACCCUGAGGAAGAGGCAGAGGAGGAUGAAGAAGUGUAUUCGUUAACAUCAGGGUCUGUGGAGGGAGAGAGCAGUAUCCAUGCAAACAUGCCUACAGAAGUCAGCGGGCUGAGAAUGCGGAACAGGAGAGAGACAUGAAAGACUUCAACCAAGACCAAAAAUAAGUUUUUACAUAGAGAGGGCUCCUCGAGGUGUACUUUUUUUUUAACAUCCUUUAUAUGUUAAGAAAUAGUGAAAUAGGGACAUGCAAUGUUGUACUGAAGUUAUAUGUUACAUAAACCAGCAAAUAGUCAAAGUUGUUUAGUAGUUAAAGUUGUAUUUUUGUGUUCUUUCAAAGGCAUUUAUUUUUCUAAUAGACCUGAUUUAGAAGAUCAUUUCUUAUUCUACAUCUUGCAUCAGGACAUGCUCGGUGGUGAUUCUAGAGUCUGGGGCCCUGGGCAUAAAUCCAUUGGAGGCCUUCCAACCAGCGUUCAUCACCAUCAUGUCUGCCAGUGUCCCGACGAUUUCUUCUCUUCCUCUUUUUUCCUGUCUCUUUUUUCUCCCCUUUUGACGGAUAAUUCCUCCUCUGUUUUAUUUGUUGACUUUCAUUUAAAAACGUUGGUUUUCACAGCAAUAAUGCAUGCAACACUUUGCAGGGCAACACGAGUGAGUGCUGUCAGAUGGGGGCCCCUUAGGGAGGUUUCCUACUGUCGUUGCAAAAUUAGCACAUUUUGGGUCACUGCUUUGGUUUAAGUUUGUGAGCCCUCAGGGGCCCCCUACUGGUCUGGGGCCCCAAGCAGCUGCCUGCCCUGCCUGUUGACAAGCAGCACCUCUGGACAUGGAGCCCUUUGAAGGCCAUUGUCCAACCACACAGAUAUUUUUAUCAUUCUUUUUAUAUAUUCUUAUUUUUUCUAUUAGACCUACUUUUUAGGCCUUUCAAAGAAUCUGCAUAGACAUAGACUCACAUCUCACCCUCUUCUUUUACCACAGUAGGUGCACAAGGUAAUGCAGGAUAACUCACAUUCUGUUUCUAAUUGGUUUAAAGAUUUUUUGUCAUUCCUGUCAUAGCACUGCCAAGGUUAAACCUGAGCAGCAGCUCAGCCAGACUAGUUAUUGAAAAACAUCUGUGUGGGUUUAUUGGAGUCCUUUAAACAAUUAUUUUAAAAAAAUGUAGAUGAUUAAGUUCUAGUGAUGGACUGAUAUUCUUUCCUACUCAUUACUGUCUAAAGAAUUGAUUUUAUCGACCUAGAAAUGUUUGCAGUCUUCCCAGUUGACUUACAUAUGAUUGUAUUGUAAUUACUUUUUCAUUAAAAUGUGCAACGUGGUUAACGGAGGUCAAAUAAGUGGUCACAGCAGGGAGAGAGAAUUGAUUGUGCAGAGCUUGACACAGUCACUGUUACACAAUGUUUGGCACCACCUAAUGGUUAAAUAUGGAUCUACUUCAGUUUUUCUUUCCUGUUUGGUAAUAAACUGUUCAGAAAAUACAGCAACAUGAUAAAUGACAA
Molecule: messenger RNA, 2876 nt
Organism: Labrus mixtus (cuckoo wrasse)
Lineage: Eukaryota; Metazoa; Chordata; Actinopteri; Labriformes; Labridae
Gene: ric3a
Product: RIC3 acetylcholine receptor chaperone a
Exons: 6
Coding region: 76-1530 (484 amino acids)
Biological process (GO): synaptic transmission, cholinergic; protein localization to cell surface
Cellular component (GO): intracellular membrane-bounded organelle; neuronal cell body; neuron projection
Source: RefSeq, a predicted model, not a curated record